This is a messenger RNA of Aspergillus ibericus CBS 121593, 1440 nucleotides long. Its product is annotated as putative transcriptional regulator. Bases 236 to 1324 code for a protein of 362 amino acids. The record is from RefSeq and is a predicted model, not a curated record. Lineage: Eukaryota; Fungi; Ascomycota; Eurotiomycetes; Eurotiales; Aspergillaceae. Gene Ontology annotation, cellular component: nucleus. The transcript has 2 exons.
GGGAGGUUCUCCAUCAUUCGUGCGUGCAAGCCUAAGGAGUUUGUCUGAUUUUGUUUACUCGGUGCGUUUUCUGGCUGACCUAAUUAAAGCACGAGCAGUGAACAUACGUUGUGUCUCGCGGCGUGAAAGUGCUGUGGCGUCGACGCGAAGGUAAUUGGCAAUUUAGCUCCGCGUCCUCUGCACGCGACGAUUGACGUUAUCGCGACGACGAAGCGGUACACCACACAAGGCCGCCAUGGCGCCUCGAUACGCCCUUUCGAGCUCUGAACCCGAGUCAGAAGCUGAAUCCGCGCCUUCAGUCCCUGCCGAUGAUGUCUUGGAGCAGGCGCUACGGGACGCUGUUACGAAGGUGUACAAGUCUGGGAAGAUGGAGGAAUUGACAGUGAAGCGGAUGCGGCUGGCUGCGGAGAAGUCGCUGAAGCUUGAAGAGGGGUUCUACAGGUCUCAAGCGGAUUGGAAGACGAGGAGUGAACAGAUUAUCAAGGAUCAGGUGGAAGAGGAAGACAAAGGUGCCGAGGAAUCCGCGCCGGAUGACGAUCAGGAAGUCUCAUCUGCCUCCGAAGAUGCAAAGCCCGCCAAAAGAACAAAACAAGAGAAGCCAUCGGCGUCGCGCAAACGCCGUAAGACCGCCUCGGAUUCGGAUGACAAAAAUGCAGCUAGUGGACCAGACGAGGGUGAGGUAGAGAAGCCAACGAAGAAACAACCUAAAGCAACGCAGAAGAAACCGUCGCCGAAGCCGUCGCCGAAGCCCUCCGAGGAGUACGUGCGGGAUGAGUCUGACGGCGAGGAUAACGAGGCCACAACGGAAAAGGUCGACCAGACGCCCAAGUACGACUCUGAGAGCGAGAUGUCGGUGGUUCUAGACGAAGAACCCAAGCCCAAGCCCAGUCGCAAACGACAAAAGAGUGCCGACGCGCCCUCCAAGAAGGGCAAGAAACAGACAACGGCCAAGGGAAAGGAUGCAGAUAUUGACCCGAACCAAGCAGAGAUUAAGCGGCUGCAAGGUUGGCUGCUGAAGUGCGGCAUCCGCAAGAUGUGGGCGCGGGAGCUGGCUCCCUACACCACGCCCAAAGCAAAGAUCAACCACCUCAAGGGCAUGCUAAAGGAAGCGGGCAUGGAAGGGCGCUACUCGGUCGACAAAGCCAAUCGAAUCCGGGAGGAGCGUGAACUCAAAGCUGACCUGGAGAUGGUCCAAGAGGGGGCCAAGCGAUGGGGUAAAGAAGACGCCAGUGAGAACAGCGAUGACAGCCGGCCAAAACGACGGUUGAACCGCGGCCGCAAGAGUCUGGCUUUUCUAGAGAGCGAGGGCGAGGAGACGGACUGAUAGCGGAUGAGAUUGCUGCAUGAUUAGCUGUCGCAGUAUCUGCCUGGAGCAGACUGUGGAUCGUAAUGACGUUGAAGGUAUUGAAUCAUCUAUAUAGCAAUUCCAGCUGUCGGCGC